AUGCUACUGAUCGAUUGUUUCCGUCGGCCAUCGCACGAGCUGCAGGCAAGGAAGAAACAAUCCUCGAAGGAGUUGGUGCAGAUGCGCAAGCUGUACCGUGAUCCGGUGAAGAUACUGUUGCUCGGUGCUGGUGAAUCGGGCAAAACUACCAUCAUCAAACAGAUGCGCAUCCUGCACAUACAGAACAGCUACAGCUUUGAUGAACGGUUGGAGAAGCUAACGGACAUAUACGAGAACAUCCACGAAUCGAUAUACGAGCUGGUGCGGCAUGUGGUACUGCUCGAGCUGGAGUUCGAUUCGCUCGCCAACCAACGGUGUGCGGAGUACAUACUGCGAAUGGGUCUGCAAGCACCCUGGAAUCUCUCGACCGAGUAUGUGCAUUGCGUACGUCGGCUGUGGUCCGACACCGGUGUCAAGCGGUGCUACAAACGCUCGAACGAAUUCCAGCUGAUCGAGAGUGCGAAAUACUUCCUUGAUCGGGUGGAAAAGAUCUCAAUGCCGGGGUACAUACCGAGCAACAGUGAUAUCCUGAACUGCCGCAAAACCACGACCGGUAUACAGGAGAUCCGUUUCAACGUACGCAUGCCCAGCUCGCUCGGUGGCGGCAUGCAAGAAUUUCGCAUGUUUGAUGUCGGUGGUCAACGACAUCACCGUAGCAAGUGGAUGCAAGCAUUCGAAGGUGUACAGGCCGUUCUGUUUCUGAUCUCGUGCGGUGGCUUCGAUCAAACGCUACGGGAAGAUCCCAAACAGAACCGACUGGCCGAAGGGUUCGAGCUGUUUCGGGGUGUUUGGCACAAUCGUUUCCUGGCCGAAACCGGUGUGAUCGUGUUUAUGAACAAACAGGACGUGCUGGAACAGAAGCUGUUGGCGGGCAAAUCGAUACGAACGUACUUUCCCGACUACGAUGAUUAUGUGGCGUUCGCCGACAAGGAUCAGCUGUAUGAUGAGCUGGCGCGUACAAGAUCCUUUAUCCGAUCGAAGCUGGUGGACAUUACGAAUGAACCACCGCGAAGAACGUCCCAUCUGGUGGGAAGGAAGCGGACGUGCUUCUUCCAUUUUACCAUUGCCACCGACACGCAGAACGUGCGCACCGUGUUCAACGAUGUGCAUAACAUAAUUCUGACGAAAAAUCUUUCCAAGAUGGACUUACUUUAGUCGCAAGA
Messenger RNA from Anopheles maculipalpis, 1163 nucleotides. RefSeq names its product guanine nucleotide-binding protein G(f) subunit alpha (gene Galphaf). Gene Ontology annotation, molecular function: G protein-coupled receptor binding; GTPase activity; guanyl nucleotide binding. NCBI's taxonomy places the organism in Eukaryota, Metazoa, Arthropoda, Insecta, Diptera, Culicidae. Bases 1 to 1155 code for a protein of 384 amino acids. Gene Ontology annotation, cellular component: heterotrimeric G-protein complex. The record is from RefSeq and is a predicted model, not a curated record. Gene Ontology annotation, biological process: adenylate cyclase-modulating G protein-coupled receptor signaling pathway. The transcript has 4 exons.